Hypomesus transpacificus is the source of this 1855-nucleotide messenger RNA. It is a transcript of the gene setd4, whose product is annotated as SET domain containing 4. NCBI's taxonomy places the organism in Eukaryota, Metazoa, Chordata, Actinopteri, Osmeriformes, Osmeridae. The record is from RefSeq and is a predicted model, not a curated record. Gene Ontology annotation, molecular function: histone H3K4 methyltransferase activity; transcription coactivator activity; histone H3K36 methyltransferase activity. Gene Ontology annotation, biological process: positive regulation of transcription by RNA polymerase II; peptidyl-lysine dimethylation; peptidyl-lysine monomethylation. The transcript is spliced from 11 exons. The coding region runs from base 140 to 1474 and encodes 444 amino acids.
AAACACGCCAUGUGACCAGUUACGAACAGCGUGCUGUUGGUAAUACAUUGUUUGUAGGUGCAAUACGUUAUAAUCUAUAGGCAACUGUACGCGUUCACAUGUGUACUAUAGCUAUGUAUUCAUGCCACAGUGACGGCUGAUGGCGCAGCGGAGCGGCAGGAGAGCGAGGAGGAAGAGAAGGAAACGAGAGGGAGUAGCAGCUGUCCAGUCAGUGACGUUGUCUCAUGAGCCUCCGUUUGUGUGUCUGAGGAGGUGGCUGCAGAAGCGAGGCUUCAGCUCACGACUGCUGCUCCCAGCACACUUCUCAGAUACGGGGAGAGGUCUGCUCAGCCUGACGGCUCUCCAGCCAGGUGAACUACUCAUCUCCUUACCGGAGUCUUGUCUGUUGACCACUUCUACCGUUUUAAAAAGCUACCUGGGGCAGUACAUCAAGAGGUGGCAGCCGCCAGUGUCUCCUCUGCUGGCCCUGUGUACCUUCCUCAUAUGUGAGAGACACCUGGGAGAAGAUGCUGAUUGGAUGCCCUACAUAAAAGUCCUACCCACUUCCUACACAUGUCCCGCCUACUUCUCUGAUGAGGUCAUCAGCCUUCUGCCGAGUGGAGUGAGGGAGCGGGCCCUACAGCAGAAACAGGAAGUCCAGGAGCUCCAUGCCUCCUCAUUGGCCUUCUUCAGGUUCUUGCAGCCCCUGUUGGUUUGCUGUGUGGAGGAGGUGUUCUCUCUGGAGGCUGUGCUCUGGGCCUGGUGUAGCGUCAACACCCGUACCGUCUACAAGAAGCAUCCUUACAACCCCUCCCUGUCCAGACAAGAAGAUGUCUAUGCCUUGGCGCCAUACCUAGACCUCCUCAACCACCGCCCUGACACACAGGUGCAAGCGUGUUUCAACGAGGUGUCCAAAUGUUAUGAGGUGCACAUCCUUCAAGGCUGCCACAAGUUCCAACAGGCCUUCAUAUGCUACGGUCCACAUGACAACCAGCGUCUGCUGCUGGAGUAUGGCUUUGUCGCCCCCGACAACCCCCAUGGAGUGGUUUACGUGGAGGAAGGGCUCCUGCAAAAGUGUGUUAGUGCUGAAGGCAGAGGCCAGCUGGAACAGAAGUUGCUCUUCCUCAAACAACAUGACUUACUACAAAAUCUGACCUUUGGCGUUGACGGGCCGUCCUGGAGACUAAUGACUGUCCUAAGACUACUGUCACUGAGACCCGAACACUACCCCCAGUGGAAGAGCGUCCUGCAGGGGGCAGCAGUGAGUGAGGAAACGGAGCAGCUGAACGUCCUCAUGGCUGCUCACACCUGCCAGCUGCUGCUGCAGGACACCACCACCGUCCUGGACCAGAUCUCCAGGCUGAGAAAGCAGUGUGACCAGGUUCUGAGGGAGCAGUUGGAGGUGGUGGCUCAAUUACGUCAAGAGGAGCAAGGCAUUCUGGGUCGUUCCUUAGAUGUGUUGCGGAGGCUCCCGGCGCACAGCCAGGCUGAGUGAAGAAUAGAUGUCCCUGAUAGGUCAACAUUAUCGCUGCCUGUCUAAUCACAAGUGUCCUCUCCAUGCACCUGAAAAACAUGGGUCUUGAGAAGAACUAUGCAGUCCUUGAUCAGGGCAGAUUGCAGUGCCUGCUUCCUUCAGACUGUGUGGGUACAGAUCUCAGAUCUGGCCUGGGCCUGCGUUUACACCAGGCUGCUGAACAAACAGACACCACACAUUUUAUACAAACAAGGAAAAACUUUAUUAGCCACCAACACGAUGGCUGUUGCUGUCAAUCAAAAGAUAGAUGUUGGCUGAUGUGGAUGUGGGGAGAAAUGACAGAUGAGGGAAUACUGAAACACAACCAGGAAGUGUCUGUCCCCCAGAGGACUGAUGGGACUU